AAAAGUUAAGGGAACGGACUCGGACUGGCUAUGUUGCGAAAUCAAUUUUUCUAAUUCGUGGAUUCGGCAACAAGAAGUUGAGUUUGUGGAAUUAGGCAUACUAGUGAUUUUGUAUCUGAAAGGAAAAGUGCCAGAGCGCAAGGAUGGCUGUGUCGGUCUCAAGGGACCUGUCAGUGAGCGUGACCACGGACAUCAACUCGGAUAAACUGACCGACAAACAGCAGGCUCUGCGCGAGAGCAUCCAGAAAGGCGAGCCGAAGGCUUUGGGGGUGUCCCAGAUAAUGAUUGGGUUGAUGGUGAUGUCCUACUCCAUCCCCCUCCUCUCCACUGAGUUCACAGAGGUCGUGACCUUUGGGGUGCCAUGGUGGAGUGGCCUAUCGUUCAUAGCAGCAGGAGUCGUUGCCAUAGUGAUGGAGAAACACAGCAGUAUGAAAUCGCUGGGUGUGUGUAUGGUGGUGACACUGGUGGCCAUUUUGGUUUCUCUCCUGGCCCUCAUCAUCUACUUCAUUGAUCUCCACAACAACCCAGAGGCACCGUGUAACCACCCCCUGGUCCCCGCAAUGCACGACAGGCAGGAGUAUGAAUGUAACCACCAGCACUAUGCCACUGUGUUCAGUUAUGGAGUAAAGUCGUCCCUCCUUCUCUUUACCAUCAUCCAGAUCACCAUCUCCUCAACGCUCUCUUACAUCCUGUACAAAAAGAGGAGGAGUUUCGGACCAUACUCAUCUCUCAAUCAAGAUGUUCCCUCGACUCCCAUACUGGUCACUGCCCCCGACUUCAACUGACCAAUAACAGCUGCAGAAAGACUUUAACUGACCAAUCACAUCUACAGACAGAUUUCCACCAAUUCCCCUGUUAUGAUACUGAUGAUUUGUCCGCCACUGAUGGUUUGUUUAAGUUUCUACCAUUGUGGCUUUAUGUUAAGUCUUUGAAUGUGUAACGUGAAGCUGUGGAAUUGAUUUGGAUGUGAUUCCAUAGUAUGCAGUGUUUUACUACCAUGCAGUGUUAAAUAAUGGUUUCAUUGUCCCUAAAUUCCUCAUUUGUUUUGUAUAUUAUCACCUAAAUAAAAUCAAUUUUAUCAAAAAUA
Messenger RNA from Oncorhynchus nerka (sockeye salmon), 1087 nucleotides. RefSeq names its product transmembrane protein 176 (gene tmem176). Gene Ontology annotation, cellular component: membrane. The coding region runs from base 144 to 785 and encodes 213 amino acids. The transcript has 7 exons. The record is from RefSeq and is a predicted model, not a curated record. NCBI's taxonomy places the organism in Eukaryota, Metazoa, Chordata, Actinopteri, Salmoniformes, Salmonidae.